Molecule: messenger RNA, 1178 nt
Organism: Xenopus tropicalis (tropical clawed frog)
Lineage: Eukaryota; Metazoa; Chordata; Amphibia; Anura; Pipidae
Exons: 7
Coding region: 90-749 (219 amino acids)
Cellular component (GO): membrane
Source: RefSeq, a predicted model, not a curated record
UGUACAAAACAGGGCCACAGGCACCGCCCACCAUAAUAUUUGUUCUAAAGCAGCAGCGACGGCUGGUUGGAACAACUUCCUGGGCCAAAAUGGCUGUCAGCACUGCCCAAGUGGGAAACCUCAGCAUCACCACUCAGAUUCUGCCGGCAACAGAUGAUGCUGCAACCGCUUCUGGGGCUAAAAAGACCCCGGUGACCUUUAAGGCGCAUAAGGAGCUGCACAUGAAGGCGCUGGGUACCGUGCUGAUCCUCGCUGGGCUGAUGCAGAUAUCGUUUGGAAUCAUCAUGACUGCGGCCGAGGAGGAAUUAUAUUCAUUAACCACACAAAGUCGAGUUUACUUUUGGGGCGGCUUGGUGGGCAUUUACGCGGGAUGUAUGACUGUGGUUUUGGCAACGACAGAAAAUGUUAAAAUGAUAAAGGCAUCGUUGGGAUCUAAUGCUGUGAAUGCAGUGCUUGGGGCAGUGGCGCUUAUCCUUUAUAUGGUUCAGCUGUACAGAGAAACAACCAUUUCUUGGAUUGCCCAGUACCAUGACGCAGCAACUCACUGCAACUUAUCAAGAACAACAGAUAGAGAUAGCUAUGAUUACUACUACUACUAUGGCUAUGACAGCGAGGAGGUUUAUGGUCUCCGGGUGGCAGUGAGUUCCUUGGUGCUCCUAUUCGCUCUCACCGCUUUCUUCACCUCUGUCUCUGUCAUUGUUUUGGGAAGGAAAGUUCUAAAUGACGAACAAUACUUUAUGCUGAACUGAAUAACCCUCAACCGUGAAACACAAUGGUGGAGACUUACCUGCUGCACUCACUGUACAUAAUGCCCCGGGGGCAGGAAUAAUCAGAGACCACUCGCAUUGCGCAUCACUGAGAGAGGAUGAAGCAAUGUAUACUUAUAUAUAAAGGAAUGGGAUCUGUUAUCCAGACUGCUUGGGUUUUCCUGAAUAAGGGGUGUCUGUGUAAUAUGGAUCCCCAUACUUUAUAAAUUAAAACAUUAAAGGGGACCUGUCACCCACAUAUAAAAAUCCCAGCUGUCAAUCAUAAAUUGCUAUGCCUUAGGGAUAGAGGUGGAGCAGGUAAGAACUUUCACUUUCCAUCCAGCACUUCAGAAAUAUCACUGCACUAUCCCCUUCCUCCUCGCCAUCUAAUUGUGUAGCCAUUUUAUCAAAUAAACAGGAUUUUGGCAUUAC